Molecule: messenger RNA, 7042 nt
Organism: Chlorocebus sabaeus (green monkey)
Lineage: Eukaryota; Metazoa; Chordata; Mammalia; Primates; Cercopithecidae
Gene: ATP11C
Product: ATPase phospholipid transporting 11C (ATP11C blood group)
Biological process (GO): phospholipid translocation
Cellular component (GO): plasma membrane; recycling endosome; endoplasmic reticulum
Molecular function (GO): ATP hydrolysis activity; ATP binding; ATPase-coupled intramembrane lipid carrier activity
Source: RefSeq, a predicted model, not a curated record
GACACAAAGCCUGACUUUACAACCUCAGAGAAAGUGGAAGUAAGAAGGCUUAGGUGGGCAGGCAGGACGAGAGAAAGAGCGAGAGGAGGGAAAGCCGCGUAGGUGGGAGUACAGCGUAGCGAGGGUCGAGGGGGAACCCUCGUCCGUGGAGAUGAGGAGGGUGGGCUUUCAGAACUAGUCCCCCCUCUCGCCCUGCCCCGCCCCUCCCGCUCUGGGGUCCCCACGGUGCCCUGCCUCGGAGCCCCGCUCCACCACGCCCGGAAGGGGGAGCCUGGCCGUCGGCUGGCUCGGGGCGGGCCGGUUGGCUGUACCGAGGCUCCCUAUCCCCAGUGCGGGACGAGAGCGCGGGGCGGCGCGGCAGCCGCGGACCGAGGAGGGGCUGCGAGCUAAACAGCGCGGCGCGGCACGCGCGGCGCGGCGGACGAGUUAGGGCUGGGGCGAGGGAGGCUGUGGUUCCCGACAGAGACAGGGGAGUAGUGUCGGGCUGAGGCGAGGUGAGGCGUGGGGUGCCUCGGGAGGGUUCCCCGUGCCCCGAGGGGGGCGGCCGCGGAGUCCAGCGGGGAGGCGGGCGGUGGUGCCGCGUCGGGGAAGAGUGCAUCCCGCGGGGUGCCGAGCCCGGCGCUGGCGGAGAGACGGGGGCGCCCCCCUCCCCACAGGAGGAGCCUCGCGCUCCUCCGCCAUCCUUCCCCCGCGCGGCGGGCUCGCCUUCUCAGUGGGUGUUGCGGGAGCUGCCGGCCCGCGGUGCCGGGGCCAGAUAAGGGCGAUCCGCGGGGCUGCCGCCCCCGGGUCAGGCAGGCCGGGGGCGGGCCGCGAGUGAGGCGGGGCGGCGGCGAGGCUGCGGACGGCUGGGGGGCGGGGGAGCGAGGAGAGCCGAAGAGAGCAGGCGGCGAGCGGGUGGCCCGGCCGCCCGCCUCGCUGCUCCGCUUGGCGCCGCCGGCCCACGCCGCAGUGUGUUUUGUGGACGGCGCCUUCCCAGACAGCGCAGGAGAGCCCAGCUCAGCGCCCGGCGGCCUUCGACGCGAUGUUCCGCCGGAGCUUGAAUCGUUUUUGUGCUGGAGAAGAGAAACGAGUUGGCACACGCACAGUGUUUGUUGGCAAUCAUUCAGUUUCGGGAACAGAAGCUUACGUUGCACAAAGAUUUUGUGAUAAUAGAAUAGUCUCAUCUAAGUAUACACUUUGGAAUUUUCUCCCAAAGAAUCUGUUUGAACAGUUUAGAAGAAUUGCAAAUUUUUAUUUUCUCAUAAUUUUCCUUGUACAGGUCACAGUAGACACACCAACUAGCCCAGUUACCAGUGGACUUCCACUUUUCUUUGUUAUAACAGUUACAGCCAUCAAGCAGGGAUAUGAAGAUUGGCUGAGACAUAGAGCUGACAAUGAAGUCAACAAAAGCACUGUUUACAUUAUUGAAAAUGCAAAGCGAGUGAGAAAAGAAAGUGAAAAAAUCAAGGUUGGUGAUGUAGUAGAAGUACAGGCAGAUGAAACCUUUCCCUGUGAUCUUAUUCUUCUAUCAUCUUGCACCACUGAUGGAACCUGUUAUGUCACUACAGCCAGUCUUGAUGGGGAAUCCAAUUGCAAGAUACAUUAUGCAGUACGUGAUACCAUUGCACUGUGUACAGCAGAAUCCAUUGAUACCCUCCGAGCAGCAAUUGAAUGUGAACAGCCUCAACCUGACCUCUAUAAAUUUGUUGGGCGAAUCAAUAUCUAUAGUAAUAGUCUUGAGGCUGUUGCCAGGUCUUUGGGACCUGAAAAUCUCUUGCUGAAAGGAGCUACACUAAAAAAUACUGAGAAGAUAUAUGGAGUUGCUGUUUACACUGGAAUGGAAACCAAAAUGGCUUUGAACUACCAAGGGAAAUCUCAGAAACGUUCUGCUGUUGAAAAAUCUAUUAAUGCUUUCCUGAUUGUAUAUUUAUUUAUCUUACUGACCAAAGCUGCAGUAUGCACUACUCUAAAGUACGUUUGGCAGAGUACCCCAUACAAUGAUGAACCUUGGUAUAACCAAAAGACUCAGAAAGAGCGAGAGACUUUGAAGGUUUUAAAAAUGUUCACCGACUUCCUAUCAUUUAUGGUUCUAUUCAACUUUAUCAUUCCUGUCUCCAUGUACGUUACAGUAGAAAUGCAGAAAUUCUUAGGGUCCUUCUUCAUCUCAUGGGAUAAGGACUUUUAUGAUGAAGAAAUUAAUGAAGGAGCCCUGGUUAACACAUCAGACCUUAAUGAAGAACUUGGUCAGGUGGAUUAUGUAUUUACAGAUAAGACUGGAACGCUCACUGAAAACAGCAUGGAAUUCAUUGAAUGCUGCAUAGAUGGGCAUAAAUAUAAAGGUGUAACUCAAGAGGUUGAUGGAUUAUCUCAAACUGAUGGACCUUUAACAUAUUUUGACAAAGCAGAUAAGAAUCGAGAAGAGCUGUUUCUACGUGCCUUGUGUUUAUGUCAUACUGUAGAAAUCAAAACAAAUGAUGCUGUUGAUGGAGCUACAGAAUCAGCUGAAUUAACCUAUAUCUCCUCUUCACCAGAUGAAAUAGCUUUGGUGAAAGGAGCUAAAAAGUACGGGUUCACAUUUUUAGGAAAUCGAAAUGGACACAUGAGAGUAGAGAACCAAAGAAAAGAAAUAGAAGAAUAUGAACUUCUUCACACCUUAAACUUUGAUGCCGUCCGGCGACGUAUGAGUGUAAUUGUGAAGACUCAAGAAGGAGACAUACUUCUCUUUUGUAAAGGAGCAGACUCGGCAGUUUUUCCCAGAGUGCAAAAUCAUGAAAUUGAGUUAACUAAAGUCCAUGUGGAACGUAAUGCAAUGGAUGGGUAUCGGACACUCUGUGUAGCCUUCAAAGAAAUUGCUCCAGAUGAUUUUGAAAGAAUUAACAGACAGCUCAUAGAGGCAAAAAUGGCCUUACAAGACAGAGAAGAAAAAAUGGAAAAAGUUUUCGAUGAUAUUGAGACAAACAUGAAUUUAAUUGGAGCCACUGCAGUUGAAGACAAGCUACAAGAUCAAGCUGCAGAGACCAUUGAAGCUCUGCAUGCAGCAGGCCUGAAAGUCUGGGUGCUCACUGGGGACAAGAUGGAGACAGCUAAAUCCACAUGCUAUGCCUGCCGCCUUUUCCAAACCAACACCGAGCUCUUAGAACUAACCACAAAAACCAUUGAAGAAAGUGAAAGGAAAGAAGAUCGAUUACAUGAAUUAUUGAUAGAAUAUCGUAAGAAAUUGCUGCAUGAAUUUCCUAAAAGUACUAGAAGCCUUAAAAAAGCAUGGACAGAACAUCAGGAAUAUGGAUUAAUCAUAGAUGGCUCCACAUUGUCACUCAUACUAAAUUCCAGUCAAGACUCUAGUUCAAACAAUUACAAAAGCAUUUUCCUACAAAUAUGUAUGAAGUGUACUGCAGUACUCUGCUGUCGGAUGGCACCGUUACAGAAAGCCCAGAUUGUCAGAAUGGUGAAGAAUUUAAAAGGCAGCCCAAUAACUCUGUCGAUAGGUGAUGGUGCCAAUGAUGUUAGUAUGAUCUUGGAAUCCCAUGUGGGAAUAGGUAUUAAAGGCAAAGAAGGUCGCCAAGCAGCUAGGAAUAGCGAUUAUUCUGUUCCAAAGUUUAAACACUUAAAGAAACUGCUAUUGGCUCAUGGACAUCUAUAUUAUGUGAGAAUAGCACACCUUGUACAGUACUUCUUCUAUAAGAACCUUUGUUUCAUUUUGCCACAGUUUUUGUACCAGUUCUUCUGUGGAUUCUCACAACAGCCACUGUAUGAUGCUGCUUACCUUACAAUGUACAAUAUCUGCUUCACAUCCUUGCCCAUCCUGGCCUAUAGUCUACUGGAACAGCACAUCAACAUUGACACUCUGACCUCAGAUCCUCGAUUGUAUAUGAAAAUUUCUGGCAAUGCCAUGCUACAGUUGGGCCCCUUCUUAUAUUGGACAUUUCUGGCUGCCUUUGAAGGGACAGUGUUCUUCUUUGGGACUUACUUUCUUUUUCAGACUGCAUCCCUAGAAGAAAAUGGAAAGGUAUACGGAAACUGGACUUUUGGAACCAUUGUUUUUACAGUCUUAGUAUUCACUGUAACCCUGAAGCUUGCUUUGGAUACCCGAUUCUGGACAUGGAUAAAUCACUUUGUGAUUUGGGGUUCUUUAGCCUUCUAUGUAUUUUUCUCAUUCUUCUGGGGAGGAAUUAUUUGGCCUUUUCUCAAGCAACAGAGAAUGUAUUUUGUAUUUGCCCAAAUGCUGUCUUCUGUAUCCACAUGGUUGGCUAUAAUUCUUCUAAUAUUUAUCAGCCUUUUCCCUGAAAUUCUUCUGAUAGUAUUAAAGAAUGUAAGAAGAAGAAGUGCCAGGAGAAAUCUGAGCUGUAGAAGGGCAUCUGACUCAUUAUCCGCCAGACCUUCAGUCAGACCUCUUCUUUUACGAACAUUCUCAGACGAAUCUAAUGUAUUGUAACAGAAUCCGAAUCUUGAACUGCCUAUGUUAUUGUCCUACAAGCAUACUGACAGUGGUUACAGCUAAAAAAGAAAGCAUGAAGAAACAACUACAAAAAGUUAUCAUCUCAGGAUACUUGAUAUGCAACACACUAAACCACUCUCAUGUCUAGAGUUCACAAUAAAUGUUCAUUAAAAUACCAAAUGAUUCUCUUAAGCAUUUACAAUUAUUGUAAGUAGCCUUUAUGGCCAAAGCUGUAAGUUAAGAAUUAUAUGAAAGUUGAAAGCAAGAAUACUUAGAAUUCUGGCUUUAGAUAGAAUAAUAUAACUCAAAUGGGUGCUCUUUUAACCCAUGAACUCUGUGAAUGGAUUUAAAUACAAUAGUAUAAAGUAGAAGUUAUGCAAUGAGAAUGAAUAGAUUUUGCUAAUAUUACUUUUUUUGCCUGGCAGAAGAAAUAGACUAUUUGGAUCACAUUUCUUGUUCCUCCUAAAUGAUCAUCUUAAUUUUCUUUUUCAAAAGUACAUAAGGAAUACUUGAAAAUACAGAAGGACUAAAUAGUAUCAAUGUAUCAGACAAAAUAGUUAAUCCCUUCUGUUUACCCAUGUGCUACUUAUGUCUUGGUAGAAUAUUCUUGCCAAAAAAAUACCUUGAACGCUUAUGUGGAAAGUGUUAACUUACGGGUAUUUUUGUGGGAAUAGAAAAAAAGUGUUUAUUUUUUAUUCUUCUGAAUUAAACCCCACUUAUGGGUGUAAGCCUACUAGACUUGAAAAUAAAGCAUAAAACAUUUCCAAUCACUUAGUAGCCCCUCAAAGUAGUUAGGAAAUAAACAGAUUUUUCCAGUGUUGAUUUUACUGGGAUCUGCAGUAAGGUGGUUUAAACCAUAGUUAUAUAAAAAUAAAGGUCAUUCUGAACAUCAGCCUUUUAUAAUUUUAUGUGAAGAGGAAGAAAAAUAGCUUAUUUUAAACUGUUGAUGGUUUUUAUUUGAAAGAGAUUGCAUUCGUGCAUAUAUGCAGUGCUUUUUCUUAAACAUGGCCAAUUUGGAAAGGGGGAAGGAUCCACCCCAAAACAGUGGUUCAGCUUGUAGAGCCAUGACUCUGUGAAGAUGAAUGUUGUCUCUUAACUUGGACAGGGAAAUGGUCUAACUCUAAACCAUGAGACUGACCUUGGUAAAGUCCUUGAGUAGCUGAGCUAGAAGGAAGAUUUAGCCUUCUAAUUAGCUCACUUGAAACAUAAAUGUGAAAUGUCCUAAUUCAAUGUUAAACACAUACUUUUUUGGAUAUAAAUGACCAUAUUUAUUUGACUGCUAGUUUUUUUUUUUUUUUUUUUUUUUUUUUUGGUCUUUCUGGCAUGCCUGUACUAUUAUUAAUGUUUAUAUUGUACCUUGAUUUGGAAAAGUAUUGGAGUUAAUCUGUAUUAUAUUUGUAUAGUCCAUAUGGCACAUUUGAUUCUUCCACAUAUAUUUUAUGUUAAUGUUUAGGUAUGAUUUUUUUCUAAAUUCUAGAAAAGAACAUAAUUUCAGUUAUCAGAAGCCAUUCCAUCAUUACGGACCCUUUUUCAUUAUUACAUUUGCUCUCAUAUAUCAGUAUUAUUUUUGAGCAUUUUGUUACAUGUCAUUCACACCUUACCUAAGUGCGCUGUGUUCUGGUAGCCUGUAUUUGAGGUAAGCUGCUGAAAACAAAGUCUCUGUAUUCUUUGCCUAUUCCAAAGAGCUAAAAAGUCUAACCCAGGAAAACUUUUGAUAUUUUGUGCUUGUUUUCUUGUUCUUAUGGUUGUUGUUGCUGUAUUAUUAUUGCUGUUUUACAUAAAAUCUAUGGGAACUGUGAAUACAGACAAGAGAGCCACAGUAGAGAGGCUUGUUUAAUGCAGUACCAUUGAAGAGUUAACAGAAUAAUCUAGUAGAAAAGUAACUGGUUGCAUGUAAAAUUCCUUCCAGCCAGAAAGAAAGAAAGACAAGGAUUAAGGGGGAUUUAGAGUUAUGUCUCAGCUACACAUUACAUUGUGACACUGCAGCUCAAAUUCAGAAUGGCAAUGAUAUAUGAUAUCAUGGCCUAGAUCCUUGAGAAGCACCUGGCUUUCCUUUUUAAAAGAUACUUUACUGAAGAGCUAAAAAAUGGCUAGUGUGGGGUUAGCAGAUCGAAUAACUUGAAAUAGACCAUGUAUUCCUAGCACUACAAUGUAAUCACCCUAUUUGUGACAGAGAAAGGGAAAAAAAUGUAAUCAUAAGAUCAUCUACCUAUAAUUUGAAUAAUUUUGAGCUAUCAAAAUGUCUUUGUAACUUCCACAACUGUUGUCCAUUGUUUGAGGAUGUUACCUACUAAACUGAAAACAUUCAUUCCAUAUCUACUACAUAUACACCAGCAACAAUAUAAAUGUAAGCCUAACUUUGCAAAAUUCAUAAUAAUUUAGUGAUGGAAGUUUUUAAUAACAUGCAGUAUAUAAAUGUGCAGAUUUUAUGCGUGUUGACAAAAUCAUUUUUCAGCUUGCAAAACGGGACUGCAAUAUUACAUUUUUCACUUAAGCAGUUUUUUACAUCUAUGUUAUUGCUUUCUAAAAUGAAUGUGAAUGCCAUCUUUUAUGACUGCAACUUGCCUUUUCCAUUACAGAAAUUUUUGUUUGAUGUAAUCAAUAAACUUUGGUAUGAUAUGAUUGAUA